AUGAAGGUGCCUUUUCUUCAACAGCAGGCUCAACUCGAGAAAGGCCAUUCUCGAACCAUCUCGCAACCGGGGUCCUUACCGUUCAUCACGGAUCUCAAGGCAAAGCUGCUGCCUCUGACCCAAUACAGCUACAGCAUACCGAAUCCUCUGGCGAGGGCCCUCAAGCUCGUCGCCGCCGUCCUCGUCUUCGUGGUCUUGUGCUUGAACCUACCUUCGAGGCGACCCUACGCGACAGACUUGGUCCUUGAGACGGCCGACUUGCGUAAUGGCGCCCUUGUCUCUGUCAAGCCGGUCAGGCCGUCACAUGCUGCUGACGACCUGUCCAAGCCCGUCAACGAAAGCACCCACGACGCCCACCCUACUACGACCCACGUCAUGAACUGCAACACCGACAUGGGCAGGCUCCGCGAAAUCGGGGCCGCCCACGAUCUCGGGGACCAGAUCGAGUACCUCAAGCACUACAUUCGAUUCACGCGCAAACCCAUCGAACGGCGGUCCUAUACCGUGCUGCAACAGAGCCUGCUGCCCGACAGUAGCGAAGUAGGCCAGAGCUUCCGCACGCUACGACUGUCCGAGAGCAACGUCCACGAGGCUGAAUGUCGCAAGCCUCUCGACCUUGAGGUUCCCCAGUCACUCUUCCCCGCCAAUGUCGACCUCUCCGACUACAUCUUCGCCCUUACUACGACUUUCAAGCGCCUCAAGCACCCCAAAACGAUCGAGGAGUGGGCCUACUGGCUGACAGAUGGCAACGGCAUGACGAACGGCGGCAAGCUCCUCGUUCGGCUCACUGACGCCUCCGACGUGGAGCUCAGAGACGUGACCCAGCGCCUCGCCGAUGUUGGCAUCGACGCCGAAGUGAGCGCUUGCGACAGUCGCAUAGAGAACGAGAUGGCUGCGCGCUAUCUCGGCCUGGUCCCUCUGCUGUAUUCCCACAAGAUAUCCUCCGCGAAGCAGUGGUUCGUCUUGUGCGACGCCGAUACCUUCUUCUCAGCCAUGAACAGCCUCGUCGCGAGAUUCAAGCAGUACGACCACACAAAACCGCUCUACGUCGGAACUUUGUCCGAGGAUGCCGGCGCCGUCAAGCGCCACGGUUCCCAGGCCUUUGGCGGCGGCGGCGUCUUCCUCAGCCGGCCCCUGGCCAAGAUCAUAUCAAGCGUCCAUGAUACGUGCAUUACGCGGGCCAAACUGAAGGAGUCCAACUCGGGCUGGGGUCCUCAGGGAGAUAUCCUCCUCCGCAAGUGCAUCUAUGAGAAUACCGACGUGCGCUUAACCCUACUCGAUGACCUCUGGCAGCUCGAUCUCUCGGGAGACGCGGCAGGCUUUUAUGAGAGCGGUCUCAAACCCUUCAGUAUCCAUCAUUUCAAGGGUCACAAGAAGUGGUGGCACGCCUCGUUCCCGCUCAACACGACCAAGAUUGCCCGCACUUGCGGCGAGGACUGCUCUUACCAACGCUUCGUCACCGCCGAUAACUUUAUCAUCUCCAACGGAUACAGUGUCGCGCAGUAUCCUCAAGGCAUCGACUUCGACCUCAACCAGAUAGAGGGCACCUUCCGCUCAGACAUCAAAUUAGACAGAAAGAACAACGGGUGGGCCUUUGACUACACCUUCGGCCCCCAGCGACUGCCACUCAGCAAGACGGGUAAAAAGAUGGCCUGGGACAUCUACGAUUCGCAGUACCUUGAAGACGGGUCAGUCUCACAGGUCUAUGUCCGGAAGAAGGACGACGAGCGAUGGACGACGAAGGAGGGAAAGCCCAUGAAAACCCUUGAUGGGAUCAUUGAGCUUAUAUGGAUCCCAGCAUGA
Molecule: messenger RNA, 1803 nt
Organism: Verticillium nonalfalfae
Lineage: Eukaryota; Fungi; Ascomycota; Sordariomycetes; Glomerellales; Plectosphaerellaceae
Exons: 1
Coding region: 1-1803 (600 amino acids)
Molecular function (GO): acetylglucosaminyltransferase activity
Source: RefSeq, a predicted model, not a curated record